AUUACCUCCUCCGUCUCGGUUGCAACUCAGUGACUCAUGAACCAGCGCGCCGCAAUUUCCUCCCCAUAGGCCAUAGCACAGGAUUCAAGUUCUGAUCCUUGAAGCUCUAAAAAACCCAAACUAAAACGGUACCUCAACCUUCAGUUAGGGUUUAAUAUAUCGAUCUCGCCCUACUCCUUCACAUGCCAAUCUAGGGUUUUUUUCCUCGUCUUCACUUUAAUAAUCAUAUUAGAACCGGAAAACAUGUCAAAGCGAAAAUUCGGAUUUGAAGGAUUUGGGAUAAACCGCCAAACGACUUACAAUUUCGAGCGGUCUCAAGCUCCGCAACGGCUCUAUGUCCCUCCUUCUUCACGCCAUGGCCACGACAACUAUGAAGAUACUGACCUCGACAAUAUCGAUUAUGAAGAAAAUGAUAACGCCAAGGACACCUCAGCUGAUAAUAGUAAAGAUAAUGGAGCUGCAGAUGACGAAAUUGACCCUCUGGACGCGUUUAUGGAGGGGAUACAUGAGGAGAUGAGGGCAGCCCCGCCGCCUAAACCGAAGGAGAAGACGGAGAAAUACAGGGAUGACGAAGAUGAUGAUCCUAUGGAGAGCUUUUUGAAGGCGAAGAAGGAUUUAGGCUUGACGUUGGCGGCCGAUGCGCUACAUGCAGGCUAUGAUUCGGAUGAGGAGGUUUACGCUGCUGCAAAAGCUGUGGAUGCGGGGAUGUUGGAGUAUGACUCCGAUGAUAAUCCUGUGGUUGUUGAUAAGAAGAAGAUUGAGCCCAUUCCAGCUUUGGAUCAUAGCUCGAUUGAGUAUGAACCGUUCAAUAAGGAUUUUUACGAAGAGAAGCCUUCUAUAUCAGGGAUGAGUGAGGAGGAUGUUGCUGAAUAUCGCAAAAGUUUAGCUAUUCGUGUUUCAGGUUUCGAUGUACCCAGGCCAAUUAAGACAUUUGAGGACUGUGGUUUUUCAACACAACUGAUGAAUGCUAUUGCGAAACAAGCUUAUGAAAAGCCCACAGCAAUUCAGUGCCAAGCCUUGCCAAUUGUGCUUUCUGGGAGAGACAUAAUCGGGAUAGCAAAAACUGGUUCUGGUAAGACUGCUGCUUUUGUGCUUCCCAUGAUUGUACAUAUUAUGGAUCAGCCUGAACUUCAGAAAGAAGAAGGUCCAAUUGGGGUCAUCUGUGCGCCCACUAGAGAAUUGGCCCACCAAAUAUAUUUGGAAGCAAAGAAAUUUGCUAAAUCACAUGGGAUACGUGUCUCUGCUGUCUAUGGUGGGAUGUCGAAGCUUGAUCAGUUCAAAGAACUUAAGGCAGGAUGCGACAUUGUUGUUGCUACUCCAGGGAGAUUAAUAGACAUGUUGAAAAUGAAGGCUCUGAAUAUGUUGAAGGCAACUUACCUGGUACUUGACGAGGCUGAUAGAAUGUUUGACCUAGGGUUUGAGCCACAAAUAAGAUCAAUUGUUGGUCAGAUUCGGCCAGAGCGCCAGACUUUACUGUUUUCAGCUACGAUGCCCAGGAAGGUUGAAAAAUUAGCUAGGGAGAUUCUCACAGAUCCUGUAAGAGUUACGGUUGGAGAUGUGGGAAUGGCCAAUGAAGAUAUUACUCAAGUUGUUCAAGUAAUUCCUUCUGAUGCAGAAAAGUUACCUUGGCUUCUUGAAAAGCUGCCAGGGAUGAUUGAUGAUGGUGACGUUCUAGUUUUUGCAUCUAAAAAGGCUACUGUGGAUGAGAUUGAAUCGCAACUGGCUCAGAAGGGGUUUAAAGUUGCAGCUCUCCAUGGUGACAAAGAUCAGGCUUCUCGGAUGGAGACUUUGCAAAAAUUUAAAUCAGGUGUCUAUCAUGUUCUUAUUGCAACUGAUGUUGCUGCUCGUGGACUUGACAUCAAAUCGAUAAAGUCCGUUGUGAACUUUGAUAUUGCAAGAGAGAUGGACAUGCAUGUGCAUCGUAUUGGUAGGACUGGUCGUGCUGGUGACAAAGAUGGGAUUGCAUAUACCAUUAUUACUCAGAAAGAAGCACGCUUUGCUGGUGAAUUGGUUAACAGUCUGAUUGCUGCUGGUCAGAAUGUCUCUGUGGAACUUAUGGAUCUUGCUAUGAAGGAUGGGAGAUUCAGGUCCAAACGUGAUGCAAGAAAAGGAGGUGGGAAAAAGGGUAAAGGGAGGAGUGCAGGUGGUCGAGGCGUGCGUGGUGUGGAUUAUGGUCUGGGCAUUGGCUAUAAUCCUGAAUCCAAUAGCACUACUUCUAAUGUUGCGCCAAGUCGACCUAAUACUGGUAAUUCAGUAAGGACAGGGGCGAUGACUCAAUUCAAGAGUAAUUUUGUUGUAGCUUCAUCAAACUCUCAAAGUUCGAAUAAUUAUGCCAACAAGAGAUCGGCAUUGCCUGGAUUUGUCUCUGGUGGUUCAAUUGGUGGAGACAUUAAUAGAACUCAGACAACCAGCAGCCUACCUGGUUUUGUCUCUGGUGGUUCAAUUAGCGGAGAUGCGAAUAGAACUCAGGCAAUCAAUCAAAACUCCAUUGGGAAUCCUAUUCAAAACACGCAAAGUUCCAGAGAUAGGGGCAGAGAAAGGCGGAGGCCAUCUGGUUGGGACCACUGAUGCCACACUCACAUGGAUGAGAACUUCUUAUCUUCUAGGACGAGACUUGAACUCUCUGUAUGAUUAUUUGUGCUUAAUGAGUUCCUUGAUGCGCUUGUUGUUUAGUUACUAACUAUGUGAGAAUUUAUAUUUUAGUUCAUAGAGAGUUACAUCUACUUAAUAGUCUUCAAGAUGACUUAUUUCCUCUGGCAAUGGUACAUAACAGGGAGACUUAGAUUUUUAGUUAGUAAAUUUCUUAGCAAAUGAGCCAUACAAUAACUCCAGUGAAUUUUGUUGUAAAAUUUUCUAAGUCAUUAUUUGAAUCUAAUAUUUUAUAAGUCUGAUAGUGGUAGAAUUUUUAA
Molecule: messenger RNA, 2909 nt
Organism: Jatropha curcas
Lineage: Eukaryota; Viridiplantae; Streptophyta; Magnoliopsida; Malpighiales; Euphorbiaceae
Product: P-loop containing nucleoside triphosphate hydrolases superfamily protein
Molecular function (GO): ATP binding; RNA helicase activity; nucleic acid binding
Source: RefSeq, a predicted model, not a curated record